ACAUGACACUCUGCUAUGAUAGAAACCCAUGGUCCACGCUGUUCUGGGUAUCUAUGGUAACACUGCAGCUUGUUACACAUUCUCCACACCCACCACACUCAUUACACUGCACAGAGCUCCGGCCAUCUUUCUCAUAUGUCAGGCAUUUCCUGAGAAACGGGGAGCUCUGCAUCUCCUGCUUCCACUCUUCCCCUUACUGAGGAAGGUGCUCUUGGUGACUGGGACCGGCACAAUUCCAAGCACCUGAGUCACACGCAGCAGAGUCUUCAGACUUCCAAAGAGGAACUCACAGCAGGAAGAGGUCAGCAGGAAAGGGUGAGGCUGUGGAAACUUGAGACACUUCUGCCAUCCAACUUAGUAUUGGCUCAGAUUCUUUGAGCACUGAUAAAAUUCUGAGAUUACUGCCCUUGUGUUAGAUCAGUGUAUAGAGAGAGGGAACAAUGGCUGUGACACUGUUAGAAGAUUGGUGCAAGGGUAUGGACCUGGAUCCCAGGAAAGCCCUGCUAAUUGUGGGCAUCCCUAUGGAGUGUACUGAGGCUGAAAUUAAGGAGACCUUGAAGGCAGGCUUACAUCCCCUGUGUACAUACAGGAUGCUAGGCAGAAUAUUCAGGAGGGAAGAUAAUGCUAAGGCAGUCUUCAUUGAAUUGGCUGACACUGUCAACUAUGCUGCUAUACCCAGUCAGAUACCAGGAAAAGGGGGUGCCUGGGAAGUAGUGGUAAAACCUCGGAACCCAGAUGAUGAAUUUAUCAAUAGGCUGACUUACUUCCUGAAAGAUGAAGGCCGGAGAAUGGUAGAUGUGGCCAAAACUCUGGGGUAUAGCACCCUUCCCAUUGAGGGCAUAGAGCCAGAGGACUUGGACCAAGUCAAACCACCAGUUUUGCAGCCUCUGAGGGAAAGCGUGUGGUACCGAAAGCUGAAAGUGUUUUCAGGAGAUGCUCUCCCAGGCUCAGGGGAAGAGAGUUUUGAAGCCUGGCUAGAGCAGGUCACUGAGAUGAUGCAGAUGUGGCAGGUGUCAGAGAUAGAGAAGAGGUGUCGCCUGCUAGAGAGCUUGCAUGGUCCCGCACUGUCAAUCAUGCGGGUGCUCCUGGCCAAUAAUGACUCCAUGACUGUGGAGCAGUGCCUGGAUGCCCUAAAGCAGAUCUUUGGGAAUAAAGAGGACUGUAGAACCUCACAGUUCAGGUUUCUUCAGACUUCCCAGAAGUCUGCAGAGAAGAUCUCUGCUUUUUUGCUGCGCUUAGAGCCCCUGCUGCAAAAAGCUGUGCAGCAAAGCCCAUUGUCAGUGCAAAGCACAGACAUGAUUCGCCUCAAACAUAUUCUAGCUCGGGCCUCCAUGACCGCUGCCCUCCGGGGCAAACUUGAGCUCUUAGAUCAGCGAGGGUGCCCACCCACUUUUCUGGAAUUAAUGAAGCUCAUUUGAGAUGAAGAGGAGUGGGAGACCACCAUGGCAGUGAUGAAAGAGAAACAGAGGCAAGUAGGAAGGGGCCACAGGGCCUCUGGCAGACAGGUAGUAGCAGAAGUAGGAUAUUCUGCAGUUCAGGUCACCAUGCAGGCAGGGUGUUUCAGUGAAAACAGCACCCAGACUGCACAGGAAGGUGUGUCCCCAUCACUGAAGCGCAGGCGACUGUCAUGUGAACUCUGUACUAUGGGAAAAGGCCAUGGCCAGGCAGCAUGUCCCAAAGCUGAGGACCAAUCUCCACCCAUGCUGAGGCCUAAAGUUGCCGAAGAAGGGUCGGGAAACGAGGAAGGGGCUGGGGGCAUGAGCCACCCCAGGCCCUAGGAAGCACAGGCUCAGGAGAUCCAGGCACUCCUUUCCCUGGCAAGCAGCAGACAGAUCUUAAAAAGGGGAAGGAACAGCCCAGACAAAGAUCAGGAGACCCAAGUGAGGUAGGACAUAGCCAGCAGGCCCAGGUCAAGCCUCCUCUCCCUCUCCCAGUGGGAAGGGACUCUAUCGAACAGGACAAAAGCACAUGCAUCUCAGGGAAAGCUCAGUGCAGAGCCCGCAGGAAGUGUCAGAGACCAAAGCAGGGAGCUGCCACACCCUGCACAUGGGAAUCUCAAGCCUCACACAGAGACUCCAGCGAUAUAGAGUAUGAAGACGGUGAGACGGUGGGCUCUGACAUGCGUGUCUGCAAUGUCAUCUGGCCAACUCCAAGUUCCCACACUACAGACUCAGAGCUAACGAUGCCAACCAGACACCAGGAUACAUGGAGCAUGGAGGAGCCUGCCCUGGGGCCAUCCUUGUCAGAAGGAGUCAAUACCUCUGAGGAAGAGAGAGAGGACCACUGGAGAAGUGGAGAGAGCAAGCAGGGAGAACUGGGGCCUGGCUUGGCAACUCACAAUUCAAGAGCUGCCAACCCAGGGUCAGCCCCAAACCCUGCCAGCCUAGGGUGGCCAGCCUUGAAGCACUACUGAUCGGCCAUCCAUAGCCUGGAUGAGGGCACCUGAAUACACCUGCCACCUGCACUGGACUGGGAGACGUCGGGGAAGAGAGUCCAUCUCAAGGGUGCCAGCUGCCUGGCUCUCCCAGCAGGCAAAACCCCAACCCGAUUCACGGUCCCCGGGACAGGGUGCGACCGUCCCUGUCCCUGGAAGCCCGCCUUAUCUGUAAGCCCCAUAGUGACCCACCUCAAGCAAAUGCCCACCCCCACGCUAGCCAUCGUUCCUGUGCAAAGCCGUGAGGUGUGUGUCAACCCCGGGCAGAGGACCGCGCCCUCGCGGCCGGCCACCUCCAGGCCCGGGCACGUGCCGUGAGCUUCCGGGCGAGCCAAGGCUCUGCUCGCUCCUGUCCAGUGUCGUGAGCUCAACCUCUGCUUUCUCGGUGUAGAUCUAGGCCAGCUGCCUGCCGCUUGUUCUCGUGGAGAUGUGUGUGUGUUCUUAUCUGAGCAGCUCCUCCCAGGAGGCCCUGAGCCCAGUCCCCAGGAGUCGGAGACGGGAGCCGGCGGGAAGGAUGGACACGGCGAGGGCGUGGUGGACGCUCACCCCCUCGGUGAUCAAGACCGCGGCCUCCCCUCGGGCAGGAAGCACUGGACCUUAGAUGGAGGGGGAGGGCCAGGGACUGUGCUUUGACGUUCCACCCCGUUGUUCCUUGUGACUCAGUUUCCUUGGCUGGGGGGGGGGUGUUCCCUGUUAUGCUUUCCAGUGUCCUGUGACCCUUCUGUGCCAGCCAUAGGGCAAGGGCCACCCCACAGCAAGUCAGCCCCUCAGGGUGCUCCCGGAAUGGAAGUGAGUGUUCAUUGCCAGAGGCCAUUGUCCUGGCAAGAGGCACAUCUGGGUCCUCAGAAAGGGAGGCUGUGGUGGGAGGGCCCCAGCGUGGAGACAGAGGAGGCUCCUCCUCUGCAGCCCCAGGAGGGGGGGCGGGCUGACCUGUGGCCUCCAGUGGUUGUGAAGAGUCCCUUUAGGUGUUGUCAUCCCUUCUCUUCAAUGGUUCAUUGUUUCUGUUUAAUAAAUUUUGUGAAAUGUUCCAGCUUAUUCUAUCAUGGUGAGGGAAAUUGGGAGAGGAAUGUUGGUUGGAGAUGGGACAGGGUAGAGUAGGGGGGGACAGUGGUGGCUGGGUUAAAAUGCUGGGUGCAUUCAGGCAAGGUCCAUGAUGAGCUGUUGUGAUUUCAGCUGGCCAGUGGGCAACAGGAUACUGUUAGUUGUGGGUGGGCACUGUCUUUCUGGCUCCCCAGAGCACUUGGGAAUAAGCGGGUUAGGCAUUGAAGGGAGGGCACAGGACCACAGGAUUCCCAGCAGUGCACGGGGGUGGAGG
This is a messenger RNA of Marmota monax (woodchuck), 3749 nucleotides long. It is a transcript of the gene Pnma5, whose product is annotated as PNMA family member 5. NCBI's taxonomy places the organism in Eukaryota, Metazoa, Chordata, Mammalia, Rodentia, Sciuridae. The transcript has 4 exons. The record is from RefSeq and is a predicted model, not a curated record.